AUGUUUGGUUUUUUUAAUAUAGAUACAAAUUCUCAAUAUAAUUCUCCUUAUCACAACUAUACAGCUGGCAUCCAUUAUGAUUUUUCGUCUAAAGAUAGGCACAAGAAGGAUAAAAUUAUUAAUGAAAUGGAACUUUCAUAUUCUGCUCCACCUCUUGAACCAUUCAUAAAUACCAAUGACCAAACAUCCGAUCUUCCUGCUGAAGACCUUAUUAAAACCAAUACAGAAAAUCUACCAUCUAAAAUUGGAACAAUAUUAUAUGGAGCUUGGAUAGAUCCAAAUUUCAAAAAGGCACGUGUUUACAAAAUCAUUAAUCAACAUCAUUUUACCGAAAUAGAAUAUUCAUUAUACAUGGAAGUUGCUAAAAUUCUAAAUAACGAGAUUACAGAUACUAUUGCUGGACUUCUUCUGAUGGUUAUGGGAAGAGAUAAGCCCCCAGAAGUUGUUCCGAAAAAUUGGCCAGAUAAAGUUAAAAUUAUGACACCACGCGCAGAAUAUAUCAAAGAAGGCUACGGCCCAUACAAUAUUACGUCAAAAAUCUUAAUUAAUCUCCUUUCCUCACAAAAUCCACAUAGAUCUGUUAUCAGAUUCAUAGAAUACGAAUUUCUGAAGACCGAUUAUCCAAAAAUAAGAUAUGAUGCAAUCCAAACUACUCCAGAACGUUAUUUUAUUGAUCCAGCAGAAUUAUACACAAAAUUAAAUAUUCAACGUGAAGUAUCUCAAUCUCCUCUUAGUUUUGAUAAUACAGCAGAUAACACAAUCACUAUUACACACUACAAGUACAAUAAUUGUAAUUGGUUCAAACUUCGCUCAGACAAUUUCUCAAUGGCGUGGGGAGAUGAUGCUUCUUUAGGUUUAAAUGGAAUACAUGGUCCAAUACCAUGGGUAAAUAUCUGUAGUGAUUCCAUUCCUCCAACAUUACUAUUAGAAACCAAUUUUAAUCCUCAGGUUCAAUGGAAUCCUACAGUUACACCAAAUAUUUUUGUUCCAGGCGGUUUUUGUCCUAGAAACAAUCCAACUAAUUACAUUUCUAACUUCGUCAUGAGCUUCAUGAACAAUUUUUUAGAAAUUCAACUUAAUAUUUAUACUUGGAAUGGUAAAGAAUUCAUAAAAACAAAUGGAGAAAAGGCAUUAGACAAGAAAAGAACUACUUCUGAUAUAUUCUUUAUUUGGCCAGAUAGAAACGGUCGACUUCCUCUCACAAACAUUUUCAAUUCUCCUCUGGAACGUGUUGCAGAUUAUCUUAAUGUUGUUGAAUGCACAGAUGAAACAUGUAAUGAUCCAAAUUGUCCAUGCAAACUCACCAAAAACUUGAGAAAUCCAAAAGUUUCUUUAGCUUAUUUCCCAAAUAAACAAUGGGGAGUAAUCGCUCAGGAGUUCAUCCAAUCUGAUAAAUUACUUUUCCUUUACCAAGGCAAGAAAUAUGUUUCUGAGAAUGACAAAAAUAUUUCUGAUAAUUACAGUUUUAGUGUUUAUAUCGCAGAUUCAAAUCCACUUACUUUGGAUGCUGCUGAUAUGUGCAACACAUCGAGAUUUAUCAAUCAUUCAUGCAAUGAUGAGAGUACAAGGUUCAUGCAACCAAAUUGCAUCGCGUUAAAUAUCACUGCAGCACCUAUGGAUUAUAGAAUUGCGAUUUUCUCGUUAAGAGACAUUUUACCUGGAGAGGAAUUGACACUGAACUACGAAUUCGUCGUGAAAAAGAAGACAUGCAGCUGUAACAGUUGCUUGCAUCAAAAACAUCCAGACUUUCAAUAA
Messenger RNA from Trichomonas vaginalis G3, 1755 nucleotides. Its product is annotated as histone-lysine N-methyltransferase family. Gene Ontology annotation, molecular function: protein binding. Lineage: Eukaryota; Parabasalia; Trichomonadida; Trichomonadidae. The transcript has a single exon. The record is from RefSeq and is a predicted model, not a curated record. The coding region runs from base 1 to 1755 and encodes 584 amino acids.